GACAGUGAUUCCGAACAGAUCUAAAAUCAGAUCAUGGCAUACAAACUUUAUUAUUUUAAUAUUCGUGGAUUGGCUGAACCAAUUCGUUACCUCUUGAAGUAUGGUGGAACUGAGUUUGAAGAUGUCCGCAUUGAACGUGAAAAUUGGCCAGAUUUGAAAGACACGAUGCCAAUGAAGCAAAUGCCAGUCUUAGAAGUUGAUGGUAAAAAAUAUUUCCAAUCUAUCGCAAUCAGCCGCUUUUUGGCUACAAAUUAUGGACUUGCAGGAAAAGAUGCUUUUGAAAGUAUGGAAAUUGACAGUGUUGUGGACACAUUUAAUGACAUGAGAAUUAAAAUUACGCAAGCAUUUUUGGCACCAGAAGCUGAAAAAGAGGAAGCAAUGAAGAAAGUUUUGGAGGAAUCAGUUCCACUUUAUCUUAUGAAGCUCAACUCACUUGCUGAGGAAAAUGGUGGAUAUUUGGCUUGUAAUCGUCUUACAUGGGCUGACAUCUAUGUUGCUGCAAUGAGUGGAUUAAUUACUUUCAUUAGCAAAGGUCAAGAUUUAUUCGAAACAUAUCCAGCUAUUAAGAAAGUCAUUGAAAAUGUUGAGGCAAAUGAGAAUAUUAAAAAGUGGAUUGCUGAACGACCUGUUACUGCUUAUUAA
Messenger RNA from Chironomus riparius, 642 nucleotides. NCBI's taxonomy places the organism in Eukaryota, Metazoa, Arthropoda, Insecta, Diptera, Chironomidae. The record is from the annotation of a GenBank genome assembly.